AUGGAGGAAGCUAGUUUGUGCCUUGGUGUUUCAUCAGCCGUGCCUGAAGUUGAUACCCAUUUAAACAGCACAUUGCUGAAUGGCCAGUAUUCAAUGAGCCAGAAGUUGCAUCAGAUAACUUCCCAGCUCAGUCACGCCUUCCCAGAGCUGCAAAGCCGUCAGAAAAACGACGAAAAGACUGGAAACCAGUCAGAGGAGAAAAGUCAUGUGCCCAUGGCUAAUCAACCAAUCAGCAAUCAAAUGGCCCUAUUGGCCAAUCAGCUGAAUAGGGAUGUAGAUAGUACUCUUAAUGGAAGAGUGGAUCUUCAACAGUUUUUGAAUGGUCAGAAUCUUGGCAUUAUGUCACAGAUGAAUGACAUUGAAGAUGAUGCAAGAAAGAACAGAAAGUACCCAUGUCCAUUGUGCGGGAAACGGUUCCGUUUUAAUAGCAUAUUGUCACUUCACAUGCGCACUCACACUGGGGAAAAACCUUUUAAAUGUCCAUAUUGUGACCACAGAGCAGCUCAGAAAGGAAACUUGAAAAUACAUCUGCGUACUCACAAACUUGGAAACCUUGGCAAAGGCCGUGGGAGAGUCAGAGAAGAAAAUAGGCUGUUGCACGAGUUAGAAGAAAGAGCAAUUUUAAGAGACAAACAGAUGAAAGGCACCCUUCUACAACCAAGAAUUGACGUGAAACCACAACAGCACUUACAGCAAUCUCCUUUGUCUAAUUGUCAUAUAUCUGCUCCAGCUAAUCAUAGCACAACAGAUCUCUCCAACAAAGCACCAUCUCCCAAGCCAGCAGCUGUUCAAGAGGAAGCAGUAGCUCCUACCAUUGGGUUCAGGUGCACAUUUUGCAAAGGAAAAUUUAAGAAAAGAGAAGAAUUAGAUAGGCACAUAAGAAUACUGCAUAAACCCUACAAGUGCACUCUUUGUGACUUUGCUGCCUCUCAGGAGGAAGAGUUGAUCAGCCAUGUUGAGAAAGCUCAUAUAACAGCCGAAUCAGUACAGGGCCAAGGCUCCAGUGGAAAUGGAGAACAGUCUGCUAAUGAAUUUCGCUGUGAGGUGUGUGGACAGGUUUUCAGCCAAGCAUGGUUUCUCAAGGGUCACAUGAGAAAACAUAAGGAUUCCUUUGAACAUUGUUGUCAGAUUUGCGGAAGACGCUUCAAAGAGCCUUGGUUCUUAAAAAAUCAUAUGAAGGUUCAUCUGAACAAAUUAUCAGUGAAGAACAAAUCUAAUGAUGCAGAGGUGCCCGUGUCCAUGAACAGCAUGUCUCAAGAGGCACAUGCAAAUCUCUACUCAAGGUACAUAUCCUGCUUGCAAAGUGGUUUUAUGCCUUCAGAUAAAGCAAGCUUAAGUGAACAUAGUCACAUUUAUAACAAAGCAGAUCUGCCAUUGAAAGAAAAAGAAGUAAUUGGAAAACUGCUUUCCCCAAUUUCUGGGAUGGGCCACAGCAUGUCUGAAGGUGAUAAGCAUUCUUUACUUGGCUCUCUCAAUCUGGUGCCACCUCUAAAAUCUAGCUGCAUAGAAAGGCUACAAGCUGCAGCCAAAGCUGCUGAGAUGGAUCCAAUUAAUAGUUAUCAGGCUUGGCAGCUAAUGGCUAGAGGAAUGGCAAUGGAACAUGGCUUCUUGUCUAAAGAGCAGCAGAUACAGCGUAACCAUGAAGAUUCUAUAGUCAAUGCUGGAGUUCUUUUUGAUAAAGAAAAAAGAGAGUAUGUAAUAGUAGGGGCUGAUGGCUCUAAACAAAAAAUGCAAGCUGACUUGGUUCACAGCUCUAAAAUUUGUAAUCAGAGAGAUAUGCCAUCCAAACUUGAGCUUUUAGAAAGCACCAGAGAUUUUUUGUCACAUGGCAUAAGCCAAGGGCUUGACUAUAAUUUUCAUCAUCAUGGGAACAUGAAAGAUAAGCCUACAGAGUGUCCAGAUUGUGGGAGAGUCUUCAGAACAUAUCAUCAAGUUGUAGUCCAUUCUCGUGUGCAUAAGAGAGACAGGAAGGCAGAGGAGGAUGCAAUACAGAUGAGUCUUGAUGAACGUCGUGGAUCUGGAAGUGAUCAAGAGUCACAAUCUAUCAGUCGAUCAACUACUCCAGGCUCCUCUAAUAUCACUGAAGAAAGCGGGCCUGGUGGUGCUCUGUCGCAGACAGGAAGUGCACAGGAAGACAGUCCACAUCCGUCAUCCCCCUCUUCUUCAGAUAUGGGAGACGAACCAGGAAGAUCUGUAGGAGUUCAGCAGCCAGCUAUGAUGAGAGACAGAAUCCUUGGUUCAGCCAUGAAGGAUUGUCCUUACUGUGGAAAAACUUUUAGAACUUCACAUCACUUAAAGGUGCAUUUAAGGAUACAUACAGGUGAGAAGCCUUAUAAGUGCCCUCAUUGUGAUUACGCUGGCACCCAAUCUGCCUCUUUGAAAUACCACUUGGAACGUCACCACAGAGAGAGACAAAAUGGAUCUGCCACACUUACUGGACACCCUCAAAGUCAGGAACACAAGGAUGAAACUUCAAGUAAAAACUCUCUUUUUAUGAGACCUGACAUACUCAGAGGAGGAUUUAAAGGCCUUCCUGGAAUGGAUUUCAGAAGUGGGGUAGUCUCUCAGCAGUGGGCAUCUGGAAUGUUGUCUGCAGCAGAUCGACAGGGUCAAUCCAGUUCUGAGGUAUCUUCAGAGGCCCUCAAAAAAGCAGACCUGCCUUCCAAAGGACCAAGUUUUUCUGAAUUUGGUAGAGCAUAUCAAAAUAUUGUUGGAAAUGGUGUCAACUUCCAAGGGUCUCUCCAAGCCUUUAUGGACAGUUUUGUUCUUAAUUCCUUAAAGAAAGAAAAAGAAAUGAAAGAGAAAGCUUUGCUGGACUCACUCCCUGUAAAAGCACAUAGAUCAGAUAAUGGUGAAGAAAAAACAGAGAACAAAAACCCUCAAAAGAAAUUGGAGAAAUCCCAGUAUGAACCUCUGGACCUAUCUGUACGACCAGAUGCACCACCUCUUCCUGGUUCUUCAGUCACAGUACAAGAUAACAUAGCCUGGCACGGUUGUUUGUUCUGCUCUUUCACAACUUCCUCUAUGGAACUCAUGGCUCUUCAUCUCCAAGCUAAUCAUGUAGGAAAAGGAAAACGAAAAGAAAAUACUAUGGGAGUACCAGGGCAUACAAAAGAGAUGCUAAGGGAUCCAAUGGCAAUAGCCAAUAAAGUAAUGGUAGCAUCAUCUUCUGGUCAAUCUGGAAAAGAAAUUACUAAAAUAUGUUCAAUGCAUGCUUCUGAUAAAAUCCCAUCACAGGGAAAUUCUAAAGAGACUUUAACAGAACAAAAAAGUGCUUCAUGGACCAAUCAUAUGGAUCCAGCUUUUAAUAACUUUACAGCAGAAUUCUACAAGCAGUUUGGUUAUCCUGGUGCAAAUGCACAAAACGAUUGUUCAAACAUGGACAUUGAUGUAAACUCUCAACUGGAAAGUGAUCCACAUAAUCUUCAAUGUAACUCUGUAAAUAACAUUCCUACUGAUGAUCUGUCUGAUGAUUCCUCAUCUGAGGAUAUGGAGACUUGCAAAGAAGAUGAGAAUGAAGAAGAGGAGGACAUUGAAACUGAUUCAGAAAAUAUGAACAUACCAGAUGAACUUAAAAAAGAAGAAGACAAUGAUGAAGAUGAAAAUUUGCUCAAUGCAAUUACUCUUAAAACCUCAGAAGAGGUUUCUCCCACUUCACAAAUUGAAAAGCAGUGGCACUCAAACCUUCCUUUGUCUCAUGAAGCACCUCAAGGUUCUAUGAAUCUUGAACAAACCCCUAGUCAAGAGGCAAUUGAUAAACAGGUUAAUGUGCUCUCUGUGCUAAGGGCUUAUAGCUCAGAUGGGAUGGCAGCUUUUAACGGACUUGCAAACGGCACAGCAAACAGUGGAUGUAUCAAGAGACCAGACAUAUGUGAUGGUUGUCAAUGACUGAUUUUCAAGAGAAAAUCCAGACAGGUCAAAGGCCUUUCCAAUGCCGAUACUGUCCAUAUAGUGCCUCUCAGAAGGGAAAUUUGAAAACCCACGUACUUUGUGUUCAUCGAAUGCCUUUUGACAACAGCCAGUAUCCAGACCGUCGAUUCAAACGCUCACGAGUUGACUCAGAGACUUCUGGGAAUUCAGAAGAACUUUCCUCUAUCAAAUCUGGGAGCUCAACCCAACCUUCAACAGAGAGCAACCAGACACAAGAUUAAAAAAAGGAACAAAGCAUUCUGUAUAUUGCAAUAUUAUAUAACAAGCUCAAUUUGAGCAGAAGGAAUGUUCUAACUGCAUUGGGAGUGGGGGAAAAGGAGAGAAAUGUUUGUGCAAAUUCUAUGAAAGUGUACAGGAGACAUUGAAUGUCAAACAUACAAAAACUAAAAAAACAACCUUUAAAAUGGCUGCUGAACUAUUUAUGGCAACAAGUACUUCCAAACAUUAAAAGCGGGCUAAUUCGUCUAUUAAAAAUGUUAGAAGGUGAAAGCAUUGAAGUUAUCUUUAUUCACUGCAAAUUAUUUUUAUCAGAGAUAAAAGGAAUGCUAUCAAAAUGAUUAAACAUUGCCUUGAAGAAAGAUGGGCUGUGUUUUCAUUGUUGGAAACACCUUUAUAACAUGAUACCAGCUGCUGUCAGUAUCUUAGCAUAGUAAUGAGAUGAGUUUGGUAAGCUGCCAUGGUGCCAGUCUGACUGGGGCUGUCAUUGCAAGAAAAAAUCAAUUGAAAGUGUGUUGUUACAGCACUAUGUGAGAAACCUUAGACGGGCCACAAGCUGGGGUCACUACUGACCUACAGUGUAUGAAAAAGAUUGUGUUAUUACAUUUUCAUACACAGCCUGAUGAAUCAAUUGCAAGAAGGGCCACAUGCAGAUUGAAUCAUUUUUAUUUCACAAUCUUAAAAACAAAUGUGUAGUUUUUAAUCCUUCUGUUAUUUUAAUAAACAAGAUGGAUGACAGGGGCACUGUAGUAUUGUAAGAUGACACUCCUCAGCCUCGUCUGUAGAGGGCACUAAUGAGAACAAACAUUGUAUGUACAGAAAGGUUUUUGUUUUUUGUUUGUUUUCUUUUACUUGAAUGAAGAAUUCCCCAGAUCUGGCUAGUUUAUGUUUUGUUAAUUUUGUAAGUGUUACAGACAUAGUGCAGGGAAAUUCUUAUAUAUGCAGCUCUUUAAAAGAGACUGGAAUUAAACUAUUACAUUAAAAAUGCAGCCUGCUCACUGUCUCUAAUAAAUAAAAUAGUGUUUUAACAGUUUUUUUUUUGUAAGAAAAAUGUGUUCUAUAUUUUUGCAGAUAUUAGCAUUUUCUACUGAUUGGAUGACCCAAGUUAUUAGGUUUCUCAGUGCAUAGGAAGCUCAAAAAUGAAACAUAACCACACAGCUGUAGAAUGAACUAAUAAUACCUUAUAGACUAACUUGUAGCAAGUUUAUUCUUAAGAAUAAACAAAAAUGCUGAUUUUACCUGCCUUUCAAUGUAUAUCUUUCGAUAAGGGUAAAAUUUAGUAUUUUUGAUUGAGAACUAAGAAAUUCAUUUGGAAGCAGCAACUGACUCAAAAAAAAAAAAAAAACACAAAAAAAAAAACUUUUUCCAUUAGGCUGGGAGUAUGGUGUUAAACCCGGCAGCCUUAAAAAUUCAUCCCUGCCUAAAGCAGUUCGCAAAACGAAUAAACUGCAACCAAUGUAAAUAUUUGUAAGCUCUAGCCAGAGACUGAAAACAAAUCUCUGGUAAUGAAAGAAGACGGAGUAAAUGUGCAGUCUGUAAGGAUGAACAUCCGCAUGGAAUUAUUCCGGAGGUCACAAUGUAAAGGACCCGCUUGGGUACUGAGCAAGCUGCUUACUUGUUUUAGAUUUUUUUCUAGUAUAGUUCUCACUGCCUUACUUAAAUCAAGUCGAUAAACUAAAUGCAACUGUUUCUAUGAUCCUCAAGAAAAAAAAAAAAAAAAAAAAAAGGAUUGAAAUGUUAUCAAAGACUUUUUGACUGUAGUAAGCUUUAGAAUUUUAACUGCACUAAUGUGUUUGGUGACUGUAAGUCGCUUGCUUUGUGUAUUUGCGACGCCUUCUAUAUCUUAGCAAAAAAGAAAAAAAAAUGCAAAAAAAACCCCACCACAUUCCAUCUCUUGCACUUUUGAGCUCUCAGUAUUUUUUUUUGUAUUUUUUUUUUGUGUGUAUUCUGAACAUUUUCAGAUACGACAGGCAAUAAUUCCGUUUGUGACACUGGAAACAUCCCCCUAAUACCUGUGAUGUGUGUAUGUAUUGAUUCCAUUUGGUCUGGUGCUACUGUCCCGUUUCUCUCCCCUCUAGCAUUACUCUUUUAUCCAGAACAUUUGUAACAUGUAACGCAAACAAAUGACAGAAACAGUGAUGCAUUGUCAGUUUCUGAAUAUCAUCAUUCGCUUACAUCCAAACAUGUCAAGUUUUUUCUCUGUAAGUUCUGUAGUCUGUGAAACUGGUCAUAAUACUGUCUGUCUACAUUCCGACACAAAAGAAGAAAAAAAAUAUAACCCUUCUUGGAGAAUAACUGAGAUCUAUAGAGUAGAGGAUUUUGUUGCUAUGCUUGUAACAAUAGAGAACUUUGUAUUUAAAGUUUAUUCUUGGUCAUUAUUUAUUAUAAAACAUCAGUUGACAGAACUGUAUUCUGGUAUAGAAGUAUUAAAAGUUUUUUUUUGUUUUUUUGUUUUAAAAGCAAUGACUGUUUUUUUUCUGCUGUUAGAAUAAAAAUGUCUUUGAAGCAGUACAGUUUUAUCCAGUGUUUUACGCAAUAAAACCUCUACCUCUGACAUGUUUUCCCUACUUCCUAAUGUUUAUUAGGGGAGGUGUUAAUUCUAUUUUAUUUUUAAUUUUUUUUUUUUUUUGCAGCCUUCAAUCUAUAAAACUAAUUUAAGAAAUUCACACUUCUUUGGUGAUUUCUGUAUUGUAUAAGACAUAUGUGAUACUCCGUAUAUACUACUCAAAUUUACAUAUACAUACUGUCUAUAUAUUUAUAUAUCUAUCCAUACAUACAGAUAGAUACAUUAUUGUGCUUAAUUAAUGUGGAAAACUAUUUUAGCAUGUGUAAUUGUUUUACAUGGCGUUAAUUAUGUACUAAAGCAAAAAUGAUUAGGCUAUUCAGAGAAUUCUCAAAAUUGAUUUGGAAAUUGUAUUAAAUGCUAUAUUGUAAACACUUGUGUUUUCAUCUAAAACUAGGUUUUACGUUUAUUUCUAGAAUAUUGUUGAGGUUUAAUGUACAAUGGUGCCUGUAUAAGAGAAAGAACUACAUCUGAAAAGAGUAAAAAGCGACACUUGUUUUAUUUGCAUUUUUUAUGUAUGUCAUUUCAUUGCUCUAUUCAUCGGGAGACAAUGAAUUAAAAAAAAUCUGAAGUUUAA
Bombina bombina (fire-bellied toad) is the source of this 7286-nucleotide messenger RNA. RefSeq names its product zinc finger protein 536 (gene ZNF536). Gene Ontology annotation, biological process: regulation of DNA-templated transcription. Gene Ontology annotation, molecular function: DNA-binding transcription factor activity, RNA polymerase II-specific; RNA polymerase II cis-regulatory region sequence-specific DNA binding. The transcript is spliced from 5 exons. The record is from RefSeq and is a predicted model, not a curated record. Lineage: Eukaryota; Metazoa; Chordata; Amphibia; Anura; Bombinatoridae. Gene Ontology annotation, cellular component: nucleus. Bases 1 to 3888 code for a protein of 1295 amino acids.